Molecule: messenger RNA, 480 nt
Organism: Rotaria sordida
Lineage: Eukaryota; Metazoa; Rotifera; Eurotatoria; Philodinida; Philodinidae
Source: the annotation of a GenBank genome assembly
AUGGGCAAUAAAGGCGUCACGGAAGGACCACCGAAGCAGCUCACGGCUAAACAAAUUGCAAUGCUCAAAACUAGUACCAACUAUAGCGAAGCGGGUGGCAACGCGGAUGCUUUCUGCCAGCUUGCAUUUUCCAUGUUCGAUGCUAAUCGUGAUAAUGUGAUUGACUUCAAUGAAUUUCUCCUUGCUGUUGCUGCUACGUGUCACGGAGAUUUGAAUAAUCGACUCGAAGUGGUGUUCGAUAUAUGCGAUACCUCGGAUGACGGACACAUCGAUCAAAAAGAAUUGGCUAUUAUGAUUUCGGCUAUGUAUGACUUACUGGGCGAAACCGAUCGAAAAGCAGAUCGUGAUCCUGAAAAACGUGCUUCAGAAAUCAUCAGCAAGCUAGAUGUCAGUGGAGAUAAAAAACUGAACAAGCACGAGUUCAUAGUUGGAUGCACAAAAGAUCCCAUCAUCCGUCAUUUGCUGGCACCCAACGCUUGA